Messenger RNA from Amphibalanus amphitrite, 2725 nucleotides. RefSeq names its product basic proline-rich protein-like. Gene Ontology annotation, biological process: mRNA processing. Gene Ontology annotation, molecular function: mRNA binding. The transcript has 10 exons. Bases 118 to 2118 code for a protein of 666 amino acids. Gene Ontology annotation, cellular component: exon-exon junction complex. Lineage: Eukaryota; Metazoa; Arthropoda; Thecostraca; Balanomorpha; Balanidae. The record is from RefSeq and is a predicted model, not a curated record.
UGGGAGCGGCGGCGCUCUCGUUUUUCUCGGCCACGCUUGGGCCACGCCUGUUUUGGUUUACGAGAAGUGUGUGUAUUAUUGGUUUUACGUGUUUCUUGAGUAGAUUUUAGAAUCAAAAUGGCAGAAAGACGACGCAAGCGGAAUACGGACACCAUAGGAUCGGAUGAUGUGUCUGGAUCGGACGUUUCCCUUGAUGGUGGCCGCAGGAAAUCUUUGACGGAUUCAGAUGAGGAGGGGAGACACUCAAUAUAUGAUUCUGCCCAAAGUCUAGAGGAGCUGGCUGGCCCAGCUCAAUCUGAGGAAAAGAAAAGUUUGGACGAUGACGAGGACCGCAAGAAUCCUCAGUUUAUCCCAAAGAAGGGCAACUUCUAUGAGCAUGACGAUCGGGCCGGCGAUGAAGACGGCGACCGCAAGGUUCCGGAGCCGAAGCCGACGCGCCGUGUCUGGAAGGAGGCGGACCGGUGGCAGCACGACAAGUUUGACGAGAGCCAGCAGGCGCCCAAGUCGCACGAGGAGCUGGUCACCAUGUACGGAUACGAUAUCCGCAGCGAGGACCUGGCGCCGCGCGCCCGCCGCCGCCGACGAUACGGGCGCGGUCCCAACAAAUACACACGCAACUGGGAAGACGAGGAGGCCUACGGCAAGUCCGGCGGCGGCGGCAGGGGCGGACGGGUGGGCCGCGGCGGUCGGCGGGGCGGCGGCUCCGGCCCUCACCGGCCGCCGCCGACCGCCUCCAAGGACGAAUUCCCUGAGCUGGGUGAUGCACCUCCGCGACGCGGCUCCGGCGGGGACGGUCCGCCGCCGCGCCGCGAGCACUCGGACGAGCCGCCGCGGCCCCGGCAGCCGCCGCCACACCGCGAGCCGCCGGCGCGCCGCGAGCCCGUGGAGCUGGCCGAACCGCGCCGGCCCGGCCCGCCGGCAGAGGACGGCCGCAGGAGGGAGGAGCUCAGCAGGGGCGUGAAGAAGAUGACUAUCGAGGGUCAGGAGAGCCGUCGGGGACGAGGUGGCGGCGGUGGUGGGGGCGGCGGUACGCGCACCAGUCAGGUGCCGCCGCGCCUGCAGGAGCAGAUGUCUCGCCCGAAGCGCUACUCAUCUCAGCGUCAGCGUCAGCACGGUCAGACCGGGUACUCGGACCAGCCGGCCGGCUAUCCGGAGCGGUCGCCCCAGCAGGCGGCCUACCAGGAGCAGCCGCCCGCCUACCAGGAGCACGGUCAGUCGUACUACGAGGACGAGCCGGCGGCGGCCGGCCCGCCCGUCCAGCCGCCGCCAGAUAUGAUGCUGCCGGUGGUGGAGAGCGGCGGGGUGACUUACUACAACACCCAGGCGCAGGUGCCGCCGCCCGCCCAGCCGCUCCAGAAGCGACCCAAGGCGGCCAUACCGAUCCUGCGUCCGCCGGAGGGCUCAGUUGGCUCAGACGGCGAACUGGCCUCGCCCGAGAGCGGGCCGUCGGCACCUCUCAGGGACGCACCGCCGGAAUCAGACGGUGGGGAGCGGCCAGAGGCUGCGGCGGGAGAGGGUCCCGUGGGGGACGGGGCGCCCCCAGCUGUCCCAGCCGCUCCCGUGCGCGAGCCCGCCGCCGUGGAUCCCGCCCCAGCUCCAGCGGUACCGGCCGCCGCUCCGUCACCGGCUGCAGCGGAGGCCGCCGCCUCCCCGGCGGCGGCAGACGCGGAGCCGGCUCCUUCACAAGUGCCUUCGGCCGCCGCGCCGCCCGCCGGCGACCGCCAGACAGUGCUCUCCGAGGCGUCCGUCUCACCGGCGCCAGCAGUGGCAGAGAAGAGCGCAUCACCGACACCCGACACAUCAGUGGCGGAGGCGGCAGCGGCCCCUUCCCCCGUCCCAGAGGCGGCGCCAGCCCCUGCCCCCAUCCCAGCGGAGACGGUCCCUUCCCCCGCCCCGGCGGCACCGGCCUCUGCUCCCGCCCCAGAGGCGGCACCAGCCCCCGCCCCGGCGGCACCGGCCCCUUCCCCGGCGGCAGAGGAGCCGUCUCCAGCCCCCGCCGUCCCGUCGUCAGCUUCCCCCGUACCCCAGAGCUCUCCCGUCUCAGAACCCCCUGUAGCCGAACCGCCUCCAGCGGCACCCUUACCGACAGCGACAGAGGCGCCAGUGGCUAGUAGCUAAUGCAAUUCGAGUAGCUGUUAUCAAAUGUAGGCGGGGCGGCGGGAGCUGCGCUAUUGUACUGCAUGCUGCGUUAACAAUGUCGCGGGCUAUUUCGCGAGUCCCUCUCAGUACGCGGCGGGAGUUUGUACUUUGUAGCGAGGUUGGCUUGUGGUUCGAGGUGUGGCAGCAGGCUUGAGAGAAUUAUGUUCAGUUACGCCCCUUCCUUUAUUGUAUAGUGCGAUUCCUGUACAGCACCUACGCUUCUUUCCUACGAGUUCGUUUCCUCGUAGUAUGACACCGGCUUCCGGCCGUGAGGCUUUAUGCGGACCCAGCCAGCCGCGUGCGGGCCUUGGCAAUGUUCUCUCCCGGUCAUGUGGACUCUGUUGGCGAGGUGGGUGCGAUUAUGGUUCCCGCAAACUGCAAACCGGGAUUGGUGCUGGCGGUGAGCUCGUCUGUUAUAGGUACUAACUGUAUUUAUGUAUCAAUUUGACGUUUCCUUACUACAGCGUGACUCGUUACUGGAAGAUAAGAAGUGACUUUGUAUUUAAGAUUCAACUAACCUUUCCUGUGUUUGAAGUUUUCUUAACCUAAGGUCAUGUUUUGUUGCAUAAACAACGAAGCGCUUGAA